GGCGCAGCACGCAGGAACAAUAGACCCCCCCCCCUCUCCUCCUUCCGCCUCCCCCUCCUCCCUCCCCUCCGCCCUCACAGUCUCAAGCGAUACUCAUGUUCUCCUCAGUCGCCAGGCUGCGACUUCUUCCUCUUUCUCUUCUCGCCCUCUCAACAGCUUCCUCCGUCUCUGCACACGUACAGUCUAUAUUUGCUUCUUCUGUAUCUUAUUGCUCUCCCCCAGAGUCAAUUCUCGUUCAACAAUUUGACAUCGCCUACCUCCCGAGCAACAACUCCGUCUCCUUCAACGUCUCAGCCGCUAGCGUCGAAAGCAACCUUAAUGUCUCCGUCAACAUUUUCCUCAAUGUCUACGGCUCACAUCCCAUAAACCUCACCGUCGAUAUCUGCAGUGUACUCAGCGGCGCUCUCUGUCCUCUCCCAGAGUACAACUUCGUCGGCGCAGAGAGCUUGCAGCUGCCAGACUCGGUAGACAUCAGCUCUUUCGUCCCUUCCAUCGCCUACAUCAUCCCAGACCUCGAGGCAUAUGCACAGAUCACCCUCAUCGAGACUUCGACCGGCGACACAAAGGCCUGUCUCCAGAUCACUGCCUCCAACGGCUGGUCCAUGCAUCAGCCCGCUGUCUCCUGGGCCACCGGUGGCGUCGCUUUCCUUGCUCUCGCCUCCGCUGCUUGGCAGUCUCUCGUCCCAGAGCCUCUCCUCGCUCCCUUCCGCCUCCUCGAUCUUCUCGGUCUUUACCAGAUUAUUGCUUUUUCUGCUCUACUCGACCUGAACUACUCCGUCGUCUAUCGCGCAUUCGCCCUCAACUUUUCAUGGGCCAUCGGUCUUUUCUUCCAGUCUGACUCUUCCAUCCAGAACAGUGUCGACAACAUGAGGAGGCUCACCGGAGGCGACGUCUCGGAUUCUUCCAGCGGAAACGGCGUCGCUCUCGUCAAUCGCAAGCUCAGUCCGUACAAUGACGUGGCGACAAACUUCGUUUCCCCCCUCUCCCGCCGCAGUUCAGCCGUCGCCGACUUUUUCGAGAGCCUUUUCCCGUCCGACUUUGCGUCCUCCAAGCUUGCCGGCACCUCAAACAGCCUCGUCAGCACUCCAUCCAUCCACGAGGCCGUGCAGACCGUCACCGCCGACUCGGAUAAUGUACUUGAGGCCGGUAUCCCCAUCUAUGCCAGCGCCGCAGGAGUCACCACAGACAAUGCUUUCAUGACGGUCUUCUUCGUGGCACUCAUUCUCUUCGCCAUCACCUUGGGUAUUCUCGCUAUCCUAUACGGCAUCCUCCUUAUUUUCACCCGCAAGGGCCUCAAUUCUCCGGUGUGGGCAAGAAACAUCCGCGGCAGGUACCCAAUUAUCGUUCGACAAUGGGCUCUCCGUGUCGGUCUUGUCUGUUUCGCACCGCUGAUCAUCUUCGCCUUCUUCCAAUGGACCCUCAACGACUCGUGGCUCGCCGUCCUCAUAUCGGUGAUCACCUUCCUCGGCAUCAUGGCCGCCGUAGGAUGGGCCGCCUUCAAGGUCUUCCUCUCGGCGAAACGGUCAGGCCCUGACAACCUCUCGUACGAAGUCCCCGAAUAUGAUCCCCUCUUCGGCGCGCACCGCAUCGCCCGCUGGUGGUUCUUCAUCGUACCCAUCGUCGCCAUCUUCGUCCGCUCUCUCCUCAUCUCCUUCGCAAAAGCGUCCGGGACGACCCAGGUCGUGUUCUUCAUCAUCAUCGACCUCUUCGUAUUCCUCUCCCUCUGCGUCCUCAAGCCCAACAGGACGCGACGGGCCGACGUGCUCACCAUCUUCCUCGCCCUCGUUCGACUCGUCGUUUCCGGCCUGUUGAUCGCUUUCAUCGAGUCUCUCGAUGUGGCUGCAAUCCCCCGUGUAGCCAUCGGCAUCGUCAUCGCCGUGAUCUGGUCAGUGACCGUCGUCAUCAUGUUCCUCAACAUCGUCUGGAACCUCGGUCUUCGCCGUCUAUGGAACGCCCGACGUUUCCGCAACCUAGACAGCAGAUCACCGUCACCGAGCAGAGGAGAAAAGGACGAAAGCAAAGUGGAACGAGGGCCAUUUGAAGAGAAGGAGGUUUCACCUGAUGCUCCCGUGCCCGUUCCUCACCAUACCUUGGAAGCACUCCCUCCGAGCGCGACGCUCACAGAGACUUCGUACGGGAGCGAGAUUCCGAGUCGAUUCACUGAGCACCAGUCGACCCCGCAUGGGAGGCCUGUAUCGCAGGAGACACAUUCGGCGUACUCCUAUGUCGAGAUGCCACCCUCGCCGGCACCACGCAACCGAGACUCGUAUUUCCCACCAAUACAGGAAGGGAAGGCGUUUUGAGGGGAGACCUAAUAGUCUGCGCUGCUGUUAUUCUUUUUCGCUAAUUACAUACUCAUACUCAUUCUUGCUGUCGCAUCAUUGUAUCACCUCGCAUGUGCAUGGAUAUAUCUGUCACUCGUUUACACACACACACACAUACUACAUGUUUUCUUUCUCUAGCUAUCCUUCAUGUGCAUUUGAUCAUCUUUUUUAUUUCUGCUUGAUGCAUACAUAUUUUUUCUUCAUCUCUUACGCUCGUCUGACACCUCUAUCCACCACCAUCUCGUGCAUGACUUGACUCUCACCUCGGACCUGCCCCGCAUCAAUCAUCGUAUGUAGGCGUUCCCAGACCUGAUACCGUCAUCAGCAUCUAUCAACCAUCUCUGCAUCCUUAUUUUUUUUUCGCCUGAACCCAUAGACUUCUUCUCUCUUCUCUCUCUUCUCUUCUCACGCCCUCCUGCUUUCUCCCGUAUCAUCUUUACCGUCCCUUGCACGUUCCAUGUAUAAUACACCCGAGGCCCCACGUUUUAUCAUAAUAAGCAUCCGGUCACCUCACAUCGCACACUUUGCCCUCCCAUUUGCGUGUCAUAGAGGUUUACCAGUGGUGGUGUUUCAGAUGACCUUUUCC
Molecule: messenger RNA, 2910 nt
Organism: Stereum hirsutum FP-91666 SS1
Lineage: Eukaryota; Fungi; Basidiomycota; Agaricomycetes; Russulales; Stereaceae
Product: TRP-domain-containing protein
Exons: 5
Coding region: 96-2303 (735 amino acids)
Biological process (GO): transmembrane transport; fungal-type cell wall biogenesis
Source: RefSeq, a predicted model, not a curated record